AUGGAAUUUAUUUUAUCGGUUAUUGGAGGUUUAAUUUUAGUAAUUUGCGUUUUAGUGAGAGUAGCUUUUUUAACUCUUUUGGAACGUAAGGUUUUAGGUUAUAUUCAGAUUCGUAAAGGCCCUAAUAAGGUUGGUUUAAUAGGUAUUCCUCAACCUUUUUGUGAUGCAAUUAAGUUAUUUACUAAGGAACAAACUUAUCCCCUUUUAUCAAAUUAUAUCUCUUAUUAUUUUUCUCCUAUUUUUUCUUUAUUUUUGUCUUUAGUUGCUUGGUUGUGUAUUCCUUUAUUUGUUAAAUUAUUUUCUUUUAAUUUAGGGUUGUUAUUUUUUUUGUGUUGUGCUAGAUUGGGGGUUUAUACUGUUAUGGUUGCUGGUUGAUCAUCUAAUUCUAAUUAUGCUUUAUUAGGGGGACUACGUGCUGUUGCACAAACAAUUUCUUAUGAAGUUAGAAUAGCGUUGGUGUUGUUAUCUUUUGUUUUUUUAAUUGGUAGAUAUAAUAUUUUAGAUUUUUUUUAUUAUCAAAAAUUUGUUUGGUUUUUGGUAAUUUUGUUUCCUAUAAGAUUAGUGUGGUUUUGUAUUUGUUUGGCUGAAACUAAUCGAACUCCUUUUGAUUUUGCUGAGGGUGAAUCGGAAUUGGUUUCUGGGUUUAAUAUUGAAUACAGAAGAGGGGGGUUUGCUUUAAUUUUUAUAGCUGAAUAUACUAGAAUUUUAUUUAUAAGUAUAUUAUUUUGUGUUAUUUUUUUGGGGUGUGAUUUGUUUAGUAUUAUAUUUUAUUUAAAGUUGACUUUUAUUUCAUUUAUGUUUAUUUGGGUUCGAGGUACUUUACCUCGGUUUCGUUAUGAUAAAUUGAUAUAUUUAGCUUGAAAGAGUUUUUUACCUUUUUCAUUAAAUUUUUUGUUAUUUGUAAUUGGGUUUAAAUUAUUGUUGAUUUAUUAUAUAUGGU
This is a messenger RNA of Bactrocera oleae (olive fruit fly), 940 nucleotides long. NCBI's taxonomy places the organism in Eukaryota, Metazoa, Arthropoda, Insecta, Diptera, Tephritidae. The record is from the annotation of a RefSeq genome assembly.